UAAACACACACAGAUCCUAAAACUGAAACCAUUCUCUGAAAAAAAAGGAUCAAGAGUGAAAGAGAAAGAACGAUGAUGAGACCUGGUUCUCAGAAAUGGGGCUACAUUCGGAUCAUCACUGGUACAAUCGUCGGAGGCAUCCUCGGAUUCUACGUUAUGCACCGCGUUGAAACUAACUACAAGGAGAAAAUGAAUGAAAGGCUAAGAAUUUAUGAGGCUGAAUUGAAGAGGAAGAAGGAGGAGAGAUUGAAUGAGUUUGAGGAACCCACCAAGUUUUGAAUCUUGUUUUUAACUUUUUGGUGUAGUCUUUUUCUUUCUACGUUUGGUUUAUGUAAAAAAUUGGAGAAAGUUGUUUCUAGUGUCAUUGGCUGUGGCUUUUACAUGGUUUGUACAAUAGAAGGUUUUCCCUUUAACAAAGUGUAGUUUAGUGCAUUGUAGAGGAAUAUGCUAAUAAAUGACUGUCAUGGUGAUUAAAUGGGUUCUGAUCAAUGAAUUUUGUUGGAAUUUGUUCAA
Molecule: messenger RNA, 513 nt
Organism: Cajanus cajan (pigeon pea)
Lineage: Eukaryota; Viridiplantae; Streptophyta; Magnoliopsida; Fabales; Fabaceae
Product: ATP-dependent helicase/nuclease subunit
Source: RefSeq, a predicted model, not a curated record